AUGAUACCCUUCAACAACGUAACUACUUCUCAGUCAACCACGAAGAACAAGGAGUUUCAGAUUUUCCAUCACGUUUUGAUUUCAACAAGAACUGCUUUCUUUGUGGAGAUUCUGCUGAUAUUUCAGCCUCACACAAAGUUAAAAAUCCUGUGGCGAAUUCCUGUAAAAAGGAAAGUUGAAGAUGACGAUAGUGAACGUUACAAAGCCUUCCUUGUUCCAGCAACUCACAUUACAAGUCACGAUGAAGAUUACGUUUCCUUCAAACAACUCAAUGAAAUAAUGGCUAAGGAAGGUGUUCAACCGUAUUGCUCAAAAUGGAUGAAAUUUCGACUAUUGCAUCAUUUUAAAGAACAAGAAGUAAUAAUCACCAGAGUAUCACACAUGAAUGACCACAUUGUCAUACUACAUGAAAAAUCAACCAGAAUUAUUCACAAUUUCUACUCAACAACUAUCAAACAAAGUGAAAAUGAUAAGAAAAUGGAGAUCAUUAAAGAAGCAGCAAGAUUGAUCAAGAGCGAAAUACUGUCCAUAUCUCCAAACAAAGAAGAAUUCAAUUUAUUAAUGAUUUAG
Messenger RNA from Daphnia magna, 570 nucleotides. RefSeq lists its product as uncharacterized. The transcript has 2 exons. Lineage: Eukaryota; Metazoa; Arthropoda; Branchiopoda; Diplostraca; Daphniidae. The record is from RefSeq and is a predicted model, not a curated record. Bases 1 to 570 code for a protein of 189 amino acids.